Messenger RNA from Vespula pensylvanica (western yellowjacket), 3499 nucleotides. Its product is annotated as centrosomal protein of 104 kDa. Bases 232 to 2868 code for a protein of 878 amino acids. The transcript has 16 exons. Gene Ontology annotation, cellular component: cilium. The record is from RefSeq and is a predicted model, not a curated record. NCBI's taxonomy places the organism in Eukaryota, Metazoa, Arthropoda, Insecta, Hymenoptera, Vespidae. Gene Ontology annotation, molecular function: protein binding.
UCAGUCAGUUCUGUCGCAAGCUUCGCCGCGGCCAGACGUGUAGUUAGUCUGCCAACGCGCCGGGGUGAAACUUGCAAGCUCCAAUUCUAUCGAGCUUUCAGAUGGCUGUGCCUUUAAAAUUUUGACCUAUCUUUUUCUCCCUUUCUCCAUUAUUUUAUAAUUUACUUUGAUUUCUUCCGUCGUCGUAAUUGCCGUUCAUUAUUUCGCGUAGAAAAAGAGAUUUCGUCGAGUAUGCCGAGGAAGAUAGGAUUCAACGUCGUUUACGCCACGAGCGAAGAGGAUAGACAUUCUUCUUUAGAAUUAAAUAUACAUGGACCGACGGUACGAGGCUGGCAAAGUGCAAGAAAGUGUACGUAUCCUCAAGAACUUAUACUGCGUCUUCAUGGACCUACGAAACUCACCAGGAUACAAGUCCUUGCACACCAGUAUCUCAUACCGGAAAAAUUGGAAAUUUGGACGACGAAAGAAGAAAAUGCUUCCGUUACGUCGGAGUUCAGUUAUUUAGGGUACAUUACCUUAUCCGACAAUGCUUCUACUCUUUAUAAAAGUAGGGAGCUUAAAAGCGUUGCACUUCCAGAAACAGAAGCGGUAUCGCUCAAACUCAGACUUCACAAACCGCACAGCAAUGCGCACAAUAUCCAUGAUCAGGUUGGUCUGAUCGCGAUCAAUAUUCUCGGAGAACCUUAUGGUCACGAAUUAAGUGGUCAAGGAGAUGCACCGUAUAAUCCUCAUUAUACGUCUCCUUACGACGAUCUAGCAUUUGAGAUGUACGUUGAUCGUGAAGUGGCGAAAAUUAUUAGACAGAUGGAAGCAAAAAAGUUACAGGCCGUGGAAGAGGAAAGGUUCGAGUACGCAUCGAAGCUCAAAGUAGCAAUGGAAAAUUUAAGAAAAGCCGGAGAACGUCUCGGGAAGUACGAAUUGGAAAAGAAAUAUGCGAUAGCUUUGGAAGAUUAUGACAAAGCAAAAGCGAAAAAAGCACAGGCGCAACAGUAUAGGCAACAAGUUUAUCAAAGUUUAGAGGUCGAAGAUUUACUUGAAAUUCAUGGGCCAUUAGAAAAGAAUAAUUUAUCGUCAUUGGAAGGAAAAGAGCCGAUAACCGUGGAUACUUGUACUUCGAACGUAGCUACAGUUGCGGAAGAUAUCACGUCUCCUCCGAGAUUAGUUGUUCCACCUAAUCGCGAUGGAGCUUUAUCACCUACAGGUCCAGCUCAUCAACCACCUGUAUCACCGUUACAUCAAAAACCAAGUAGUCCUGAAGUUACCGAUAGCCCUACAAACGGCAUACUCGAAAGACAGAAUAACUGUAAUAAAGGAUCAUUAAGAAGAAAAACGAAAUCUGCAGGACCUGCGCUCCGAUCCAGUUACGAGGCUUACGAGGAAAGAACUAUACCUGCUUUGAGGCAUUCGCACACGAAUGAAUUCACGAGGGAAUGCCAUAUGGACAGCACAGAAACAAAAGCUGCAUCUAAACUUAAUGAUAGAGAAAAGAAACAAGCUGCAUUACCUAUAACUGUAUUUGGAAUGGAAAUGGUGGAAAAGUUCUAUUCAAAACAAUUUACUGAUAAAGAAGAAGGAUUAAUGCAGUUAAAAGAAGAAUUAAAAACUUUUGAUCCGGAAGUAUCGAAACAUUCGGCAAAUAAAACCGCUAGGGCUACAAUUUUGUUAUUACAUAGAGCUUUAAGAGACAAAGUCUUCAGUGUUUAUAGCUUAGCUGCGCAAUUAAUUAGAAUUUUUUUUGCUGAAUUUGCAGCAGACAGGGUAUCAUCGACUGAAAUUGCAAGAAGCGUAGAACGUUUACUUCCAGAACUUCUGACAAAAUCAGGAGAUACGACUCCAAGAAUUCAUAAUAUGGCGGUGCAUACAAUCCUCAGUAUGGCAGAUUGUAAAUGUGUCAGAGAAUUGCACAUAAUUCCAGUUCAUUUAACAAGACCAGUCAGUAGUAGUACGCAUCAAAGAUUGGCAUUAAGUAGGCUAGAGAUGGUAGAACAGUUAAUAUUAAAUCAUGGAAUAUCAACAGAUAAACAAAGUGGUUUGACAUGUCGGACAUUAUCUGAACUGGGUUCUUCAGGGUUGCAUCAUCCUGCAGAAGCAGUACGAAAAGUUUCAGAAAGAAUUUUGGUUUUAGUAUAUAAAGUUAAUCCUAGGUUGGUUCGUAAACAAUUACCUCCUGAUGAUGAUAUUACAAGAAGAAACUUACUGUAUCGUCAACUCUUUCACGAGUUCGAUUUGAUAGAUCUUCAGAGAAAAAAAGAAGCCGAAAGUGGAUCUAAAGCUACGACGACUCCAACGCGCACAAAGUCAACAGAAAAUAAUGUAACAGAAUCAACAAAAUCUCCUCAAAGGACAAGUCCAGUUGUUAGUACGGGUAGUUCAACGAGUAUUACGUCCCCGUCCGAAAAUAGUGCUGAUCACAAAGGAGAUAAAAUGUGUAUAUUUUGCUUAUCCAAAGGACAAGUUUAUUCUGAAGAAGGUCUAAAUAUACAUUACUGGAGAAGCUGUCCAAUGUUAACAAGAUGCGAAGCGUGUAAACAAGUUGUUGAAAUUUCUUAUUUGAAUUCACAUUUACUAAAUGAAUGUGAUAUGAGGCGCAAUUAUAUAAAAUGCGAUACUUGUAAGCAAGCUGUAUAUGAAGGUUCUUUCGAUGAACAUAGAAAAGAAAAGACAUGCUCAAAACCUAUUGAAGGCCACGAACAUUGUCCACUCUGUCAUGGACUGGUCAAUCAAAAUAAAUGGAGAGAACACUUAAUGGGAGAUCAACCAUGUAAAAAUAAUCCACGAAAUAAAAUUGGAAAAUCUUGUUCCAGAUCACCAUCUAAUACACAAAAUCUUGGUGGGAAGUUAACUUCACCAACUGGAAAAGAUUACUAGCAUUAGCCAUCCAAUUCAAAUUUGUUAUAGUCCAACAAAUUGUAGAAAAUUUUUAUAAUUUCGUUUAUUUUUUGUAGUUUAUAUAUUUGUUAUAACUUGUCCAACGUUUUUCAUAUUUAUACUUAUAUUUAACUCGUUUUCUAGCUAAGCCCGUCCUUCUCGUAAGUAAAAACAUUUAGUUAAAAAGAUCGUUAACUACACGUGACAUAAUCUUCAAUCUUUGAAAACUAAAAUUCUAUUAUGGAAUAAAAUAGAAAACGAACAAAGUGAUAUUUAAUAUAAUUAAAGGGUAAAAAUUAGUCAAGUAUAGACAAGUUUACAUUUUUUGCAAGUAUAAGAUAAAUACUCCAGAUGGUUGAAUUUAUCUAACAAUAUAAUAUCAAUCGUUAUGGCAUUAGCCACCUCAGAAUUCAUGAUUCCUCUGUAUCCGGCCAAUAUUUAUAACACGUUUGUACAAUAUCCUUUAAUAACAAAAUCUUACUAGGUCCAUGACCAAACAAUAAUAAUAGUUCAAAAGCAUUAAUUCAGAAGGGUAUUUCUUGCUCAAAUAUCAUAAAAUAAGAUAUGUAAUUUCAUAAAAGUAAUUAUUUCUCAAGACAUAGAUAGUAAAUACAUUUCCCAUUAUUAUAAA